AUGGAAAAUUUGAGCCCGAGGCAACUGGCUGUAAAGCAGCUAAAGCAAAGGUACCUGGAGGCCUUACGGACCAACAAUGCCCAGGAGGUCCUCUGGAUCCUCCACACCAACAAACUCGAUAUUGACACUGUGCUGGAGGUGGAGGACCCCAGCAUGGUCCUGGCCUCUUAUAAACAAGGGUAUUGGCUGCCAGGCUACAAACUAGAGAAGUCCUGGGCAACGGGUCUUCACAUUUGUGUGAUGUCCAACGCAGUGGAAACUGCACUGGUACUCCUUCAGGAAGGUGCCGCCAUCAACCCUAUGCCCAACGGGAAGACGCCGCUGCAUGUGGCCUGCGAGGUGUCCAAUGCCGAUUGUGUGGGUCUGCUUUUAGACCACGGUGCAAAGGUCAACAGCCUGUCCCUGAGCGGACACGCACCACUGCACUACUGUAUCACCCAAGGCUCUGUCGACUGUGCCAAGUUGCUCAUCCUCAAAGGUGCGAAGGUGAGCAUACCCAGUCACAACAAUGAGGAGGACACAGCGUUACACACUGCAGCAAGAUUUGGGGUUCCGGAACUGGUGGCACUCUAUUUGGCCCAUGGAGCCCCUGUGGAUUCAGGCAAUUCUUUCCACGAGACCCCCCUGAUGACUGCCGCCUUUUGGGCUUUUGACACCAAAGAGCAAACCUACAGCCAAGAUCACCAUCUUGUCUGCCGCCUCCUGUUGGACCACAAAGCAGAUGUCAACCUUCAAGAGGAGGACAAUAAAACCGCUCUUCACAAGGCUGCCUGGAACUGUGAUCACAUCCUGAUGCAGAUGUUGCUGAAAGCCGGAGCGGACACGCGAGCAAUGGACAUUAACGGCUGUUCUCCCAUCCAGUAUCUCCUCAAAGUGACCGAUGUGAGGCACACAGCCUUACAUGAAAUCUGCUAUCAGCUCCUGCUGAACUACAAUGCGCCCAGGAUCUACCCACCCCAAUUUCACAAGGUAUUGCAGUCCUGCCACGACUACCCUAAAGUUGUAGAGAUCAUGGUCAACUCGUACGAACAUUUAAAGCCGACUAGCAAGUGGAGGACUGCUAUUCCGGAUGACUGCUACAAGCUUGCUGCACCUGACCAGAUGUGUUAUCAGAGGCAGUAUGGAUGGCUCCUGUGA
Messenger RNA from Phycodurus eques (leafy seadragon), 1137 nucleotides. RefSeq names its product ankyrin repeat and SOCS box containing 4 (gene asb4). Gene Ontology annotation, cellular component: nucleus; cytoplasm. The transcript is spliced from 6 exons. NCBI's taxonomy places the organism in Eukaryota, Metazoa, Chordata, Actinopteri, Syngnathiformes, Syngnathidae. The record is from RefSeq and is a predicted model, not a curated record. Gene Ontology annotation, molecular function: protein binding. The coding region runs from base 1 to 1137 and encodes 378 amino acids.